Molecule: messenger RNA, 3496 nt
Organism: Gekko japonicus
Lineage: Eukaryota; Metazoa; Chordata; Lepidosauria; Squamata; Gekkonidae
Product: DNA topoisomerase 2-alpha-like
Exons: 17
Coding region: 1-3060 (1019 amino acids)
Biological process (GO): DNA topological change; sister chromatid segregation; resolution of meiotic recombination intermediates
Cellular component (GO): nucleus
Molecular function (GO): DNA topoisomerase type II (double strand cut, ATP-hydrolyzing) activity; ATP binding; DNA binding
Source: RefSeq, a predicted model, not a curated record
AUGGAGGAACCCCCUUCUGCUUCGCAAUCAGCCGUCGAUGUCAACCGCCCGACAUCGAAACCAUCGACGUCGAAGGCUCGAUCGUCCGCCUCUAUACCGGCUAAGACCAAAACCAAGGCAAGUUCAAAACAAAAGCCCGCGAAAAAGGCCACCACCAAGCCUGUUAAAGCGGCUAAGACGGGGAGGGAAGUCCCCUUACUGCCUUCUGUGUGGCCGGUGGUAUCGAUACCGGAGCCUCAAAUUCCUCCGCAGAUUUCACCAGCACAUGUAUUGGGCUCACCUGUCCAUCAAACGAGGCGGCCCGACUUCCCCGACAUCGACACGGCGGAACUCAUUAGUCACCAAAUGGGUGCAGAGUUUUCCCCCGCUCCUUCGAAUUCAUCGGCGUCGAUACUGUCAGAAGCUCCCGAUAUCGAGCAGCAUCGACAUCGAUUUGCCUUCUCUAACACAGAGCUUCACCCUCCAUCUCCAUACGCUCAACCGAUUGAUAUCGACACCACCGGCUACAGAGAUGAUUCCCAUAGACGCACCAUAGUUUCGUCUCCAAGACGUCCAAGAACCAGGAGCCGCUCUCCUAGAGCUUACAGGGGCCCCCCUCCACCGAUGUCUUGGGAUGAGAGACAGAUGCGCUACUUUUGCGCUACCUAUGUCUUCGGUCCUACUACGGGCAGCAAAAUCACCAUGGCAAAAACCAUCAACGCGAAAAUUAGACCACAUAUAGUACCAGACAUCUCUUUCUUACCCAAGGUGGUUUUGGAGUUUCACCUGCAGGCGGAGGUCUUCCUGCCUGAUUUUUUUCCGAACCCCACGUCGGCAGAGGACCGACUGCUUCAUAACCUGGAUGUCAAGAGGGCUCUCUUGUUCUAUCUCCAGAGGACACGAUCGACUAGACGAGACCCACACCUUUUUGUCUCCACUUUAGCACGGUUGGUUUUCCCACCAGUGGAUGACAACGUGCUGAACUUCCUGUACGAUGACAACCGCCGUGUAGAACCCGAGUGGUACAUCCCAAUCCUCCCCAUGGUUCUAAUCAAUGGAGCUGAGGGUAUUGGGACAGGGUGGUCGUGCAAAGUUCCCAACUACGAUGUCCGAGAAGUGGUGAACAACCUUCGCCGCAUGUUGGAUGGAGAGGAGCCUCUGCCGAUGCAUCCUAGUUACAAGAAUUUCAAAGGAACAAUAGAUGAACUGGGUGAGAAACAGUACCUAGUCAAUGGAGAAGUAUCUAUUCUUGAUUCCACUACCAUUGAAAUUUCUGAGCUUCCUGUUCGGACAUGGACCCAGGUGCACAAGGAACAGGUUCUGGAGCCUAUGCUGGGUGGCACAGAAAAAUCUCCCCCAUUAAUAACUGACUACAAAGAAUACCACACAGACACCACAGUCAAAUUCAUAGUAAAAAUGAGUGAACAAAAGCUGGCUGAGGCAGAAGCAGCCGGUCUCCAUAAAGUCUUCAAGCUACAGACCUCUCUUUCCUGCACCAACAUGGUACUCUUUGACCAUGUUGGCUGCCUGAAGAAGUAUGAGACUGCAGAAGAUAUUUUGCGAGAGUUCUAUGAGCUCAGGCUGCGCUACUAUGGCUUAAGAAAAGACUGGCUCGCUGGUCUGCUGGGCGCAGAGUCCGCAAAGCUAAGCAAUCAGGCUCGCUUCAUCCUGGAGAAAAUAGGUGGCAUAAUAGUGAUUGAAAACAAGCCCAAGAAAGAAAUAAUAAAGGUGCUUAUUGAGAGGGGUUAUGAGUCUGAUCCAUUGAAGAGCUGGAAAGAGUCCCAACAAAAGGAUACAAAUGAGGAGAAAGAAGAUGAUGAAGAAAGUGGUAAGGAAAAUGAAUCAACAGCAGGCACUGGGCCAGAUUUCAACUACCUCCUGAACAUGCCUCUCUGGUAUCUAACAAAGGAGAAAAAGGAUGAACUGUGCAAGCAGCGGGAUGACAAAGAAGUCGAGCUGAAAAAUCUGAAACGGAAGAAUCCUGAUGAUUUAUGGAAAGAAGACCUUGCUGCCUUUGUGGAGGCUCUUGAAGAACUAGAAGCCAAGGAAAAAGAGGACGAGAUGCUGGGGGCUGCAGGCAGGCCCAUCAAAGGGAAAGGAGGGAAGCUGAAAGUAAAGAAACUGCAAUUAACAGAAGUCAUGCCUUCACCACAUGGCCGGAGGGUUGUUCCCCGCGUGACUGAGGAGAUGAAAAUGGAUGCAACGAAGAAAUUAAAAAGGAAAAUCAAGACUGAAAAACCUGACCUUGUUGGGGAUCAAGGAGAGUCACCAGAGUCUGAUAAAGAACCAGGAGCUCUUAAACAAAGAUUAGCAAAGAAAAUUAAAGUAGAGACAGGUACAAAAAAACAGUCUGUUCUGCCAUUCAAGCCAGUAAAAAAAGCUAAAAGAAACCCGUGGUCUGAUUCAGAAUCAGAAGAGGAUAAUAGGGAUAGUGACUCUGAAGCUCAGGAGGAGACAGACGAGGAUGCUGUUGCUAAAAAAAAUCUGAAGAGUCCUGCUGCGAAGCUGAAGGUCGCUUCCAAGAAAGCCAUGGAAAAGCAAGCAAAAAAACAACAAACACAAGUGACCAAAGUCCAGAGUUCCAUCCCAACCGAAAUCCCAGACUCUGAUGAUAAGCCAGAUGCAUCAGCCUCUUCCUUGCCUCCUAUUGGCCCAGGAGGGAAAUUGGCACCUAGGAAAAGGGGUCCAGCCAAGAAAGCAAGAAGCACUGCUGAAGAGAACCAGCCUACCAUUGUGGAUGCUUUCGCUAAGGAAGAGGCAAAUGUGAAACCCAGGAAGUCUGGAGCGGCUGUAAGUUCAGAGUCGGGUACAGAUAAAACAGCCUCCAAGAAGCCUGCAGUUGCCAGGGCCAAGAAAGCCACCAAACGGAGGCCGGCAUUUUCCUCCUCUGAGGAUUCUGAUGCUGACCUUCAAUUCGUUAAAAAAUCAACAGCACUUAAGAAAUCCAAGGCAGCAGAUGAGUCCUUCUCUAUCGAUCUGGGCUCUGAUGAUGACUUGCCUGCUGCACCCAUACACUGUCAAAGGCCAGGGCGGGCUAGGAAGCCUGUCCAAUAUCUGGAGGAGUCAGAGGAUGAGAUAUGAAAAUAAAGCAAGAUGUCCAUCUUUCAACAUUGCCCGUCUGCUCAAAUGCGCUAGGAGAUGGCACAACUGUAUGUAAAUAUGAAUAUGUCAAGCUAACUUUACCAGAUGGAGAGGCAAAGAGCUUCCUCCCCUUUCUCCCUGACCUUAAAAAACACAGGCUGUUCUGGCGAGAGGCCUCAAAAUCUGGUGCUUAACUUAUGUGAGAAAAGAUACGGGAGGGGGUGACCAUGCGUGCCUUCCCAUGCAGAAGGAGAGGGAAGGGUCUUGUUCAUUAGAAACACAGUGGGUCUGCUUUUCCAACAAGAUGCCAAGAGCUUUCAGUAGCCUUUUGGACAACACCAAGGUUUAUCGUUCUUUCUGUCUUUCUGUAAAUAUGUUCUGCAAGUUUUUUACACUGUUCCAGCUUCUGCUUUUAUACUUGCUUAAUAAACUAUUC